AUGUGGGAGGCGAAGCUGAAGCCCGACCGCAUCAGCUACACCGCUGGGAUCAGCGCGUGCGGAAAAGGCGAGCAGUGGCAGUGUGCGUUGGCGUUGUUUAGCGAGAUGUCGGAUGCGAAGCUGGAGCCCAACGUAAUCAGCUACAGCGCUGGGAUCAGCGCCUGCGAGAAGGGCGCGCAGUGGCAGUGGGCGCUGGCGUUGCUGAGCCAGAUGUGGGAGGCGAAGUUGGAGCCCGACGUCAUCAGCUACAGCGCUGGGAUCAGCGCUUGCGAGAAGGGCGAGCAGUGGCAGAGGGCGCUGGUGCUGCUGAGCCAGACUCGGGAGGCGAAGCUGGAGCCCAACGUUAUCUUACCCACAAUGCAGGCACAUUUGCGUGAG
This is a messenger RNA of Prorocentrum cordatum, 378 nucleotides long. NCBI's taxonomy places the organism in Eukaryota, Dinophyceae, Prorocentrales, Prorocentraceae. The record is from the annotation of a GenBank genome assembly.